AUGGAUUAUAUACACAUCGUUAACAUCACUCGUCCUGGAAUCCUGGUUUCGGGUUGGCAGAAAGUUUAUAAUUUAUUUGGCGGAAAUGAACUAAUGUUGAAUGUUGUUGGGACAUGGCUUGUGGUUAAUAUUACAUUCUGGUCCCUUGCUUUACUGCAUCUUUAUGUUGAUCUAACGAAAAAACCAAACUUUAUAUGGAAGUAUAAAGUACAGCAAAAUAAAAAUGCACCAUUGGAUCCAUUGCAUCUUCCUCGUGUAUUUAAGACAACCCUCUUCAACAUGGUGGUGAUGUUCCCUCCAACAUCGUUGCUGCUCUAUCCCGGUGCUCUCUGGCGUGGUAACAGUUGCUCAGUUGCCGAUGUACCUACGAUUCCAAGAAUCUUAUUUGAUUUGAUGGUUUCUCUCGUUUUCGAUGAAAUCGUUUUCUAUUAUUCUCACAGGUUACUACAUCAUCCGUACUUGUAUAAAAGAAUCCAUAAGAAGCAUCAUGAAUGGACAGCACCUUUCGGUUUAGUGGCGGUCUAUGCCCAUCCCAUAGAACACUUACUGAGUAACACAUUAACGGGGUUCGCCGGUUCAUUUGUUGCCGGUUCCCAUCUAUUAUCUGUAUGGAUCUGGCUUGUUUGUUUCCUGUCAUGGACUGUCAACCACCAUUCGGGAUAUCACCUACCGUUCAGCAGGUCUGCCCAAUUCCACGACUUUCACCACGCAAGGACUUAUUGUAAUUUUGGUGCACUUGGAAUUCUUGACUACCUGCACGGAACUGAUUCAUUAUUCCAAGGAACUGUGGAGUCCCGACGAGAUAAAACAUACUUCAGUUUGACGCCCAUCUCCGAGACCAUUCCUGAUACCAAGAAAAACUGACACGAACCCAAUUUGUAGUGAUGGUUGAUCAAAUAACACAAUUGCUGCAAACUGCCAUAUAUGUAUAUACAACAAUAGCAGAAUUACAUUGUAUGAAUGCUACCUG
Messenger RNA from Saccoglossus kowalevskii, 970 nucleotides. Its product is annotated as fatty acid hydroxylase domain-containing protein 2-like. Gene Ontology annotation, molecular function: oxidoreductase activity; iron ion binding. The record is from RefSeq and is a predicted model, not a curated record. Lineage: Eukaryota; Metazoa; Hemichordata; Enteropneusta; Harrimaniidae. Gene Ontology annotation, biological process: lipid biosynthetic process.